This is a messenger RNA of Corticium candelabrum, 7160 nucleotides long. RefSeq names its product mediator of RNA polymerase II transcription subunit 12-like protein. Gene Ontology annotation, biological process: regulation of transcription by RNA polymerase II. The record is from RefSeq and is a predicted model, not a curated record. Gene Ontology annotation, molecular function: transcription coregulator activity. Lineage: Eukaryota; Metazoa; Porifera; Homoscleromorpha; Homosclerophorida; Plakinidae. The coding region runs from base 16 to 6867 and encodes 2283 amino acids. Gene Ontology annotation, cellular component: mediator complex. The transcript has 30 exons.
UUUCCAUUCCAAGAAAUGGCAACCAGAGAGCCUCGUCCACUGAAGAAAACCAAACUCGGCCCUCCUGAUGUCUACCGCCAGGAAUCAUCUCAAAUGGAGGAUGUUUUGAACCAGUCAAGUGUACAGAAGGGGUUUUCAAACCCUUGCCCGUUUCCUAACGAGUCUGCAUCGGCACUAGGCGAUCUGCAUUUGUCUUCUCUAGUUGGCCAGUUGAAAAGAAACUUUGAGGAAAUAUUGACAGUGAAACAAAAGCUGAACACUUUGCAGGAUGGUGGGAGAAGAAAACCUCAAAAAGAACAUUUCUGGCCGGUGACGCCUAAGAUAAAAGAAGCAACAUCUCAGUGGUUCGUUAAUCUUGCUACUAAUAGCAAGUUUCCUCCUAGUCUUACAAAGAAGAUUCCCAUUUUUCACAAGAAGGAGGAAAUUUUGGACCAUCUUUGCGAACACUCUGUACCUCUUCUGAGAGCUGCGUGGUUUCUUAAGAUGACAGCUACUUACUAUUCAUCAGUUUCUGAAGCAAAAAUUAGCAAGAAACGGCAGACAGGGAAUGCUGCACAAGAAUGGACAUUGAUUAUAACUCGAUAUUUGAAAGAUGUGAUUAAAAGUCUGACUGAAUACUACUGCAACGUCAUGUCAAGCAGCAAUUUGGGGAGUGCUAAUACUUCAUCACUUUUUCCUCAGCACCAGAGACCACAUAUUGAAAAUGCUCAGAAACAGUGGACAUAUUUGGCACGACUUGCUUGCUGGAUGUAUGAGGAUGGUCUCUUACAUGUGCACGUGUUUUUGACUUGGCUUAUUGAUCAGUGGAAAGCACUAAAACCAACAGACGAUGGUCUUCUCAAGUUGAUAUUGCCGCAAACAUUUCAGUACUUGCAUGAUAUUCUGAGGUCACAGUUGCUGUCGAGAAAUCUUGCUAAUGUUUGUUGCUGGAAGUUGUCUUACCUGUUGAAACCGGAUGAAGAGAAUGGUGAAGAAGCAGACAAUUUGUCUGCAGGAGAGAAUGAGAAUGAUGACACUGGAGGAAUUGGAGUGAGGUUGAAGGCUGGUGGAAUGUCAGCAGUGAAAGGUUUGUCUUCUCAGCCUCCUGCAGAAUAUCCCAAUUGCAGUUAUCAUCAGAACAUGGUGAUGUCUCUCACUUCAAUUGUACAAUCAAUAACACUGCACUGCCCUACUGCUCUUCUGUGGAUGCCAUCAGCUGCUUCAGAGUCUAGUGUGUCACAGUCGGGGCCUUCUUCUGUUGGGUCAAAUUCAGGGAAAGGGGAUGAGGAGAACUUGAACGGAUGGUCGCCACUUGAUCAGUUACCGUAUGCACCAUCAGAACUGCCUUUGUCGAGUCGUCUGAAUCCGGAACUUACAGAGCAGAUUAUUUGCCAUCUCCAGUCUACAGAAGAUGAGAUCUGCCUACGCAGUGCUGCUGCUGAGAGACUCUGGACAUCAAGAGAAUACAACAAGCCAAGCGAAUCAUUGAUGAUGACUUUUGUACUGAAGCUAAUGGAAGAGCUGGAUAAAUAUGAUUACAACAAAGCUUUACAUUGUUGUUCAGUCGAAGGACUGUACGCUAAGAUAUUUGUUCGUCAACAUGGCUCAAAUGAGGUUGGACUGGCUGGGAUUGAACUGAUUGUUCCGUUGUUGUGUGAUUGGGCAGUGAACUCUAACUCUGGUCAUGUUUAUCGGGUGUAUGUAGUGGCUCGUCUCUUUCACAUGGCACAGGCAGCUCUUCAAAAGAUAUUGUCUGGAGCACGUGAUAUGUCUGAAAAUGAAGGUGUAGAUGAUGCCAGAGCAUCAAGUCUAUUGGGAGAUCAACAAGAGGAUGACGAUGACGAUGCUGUUUCUGUUGCCUCGUUAGACUGUGUUAGGUUUCCUCUUCGUGACUGUCUUAUUCACUAUCUUGACACUCAAGCUCCUCUACCCGGUCCUGAUGAUGGAGAUUCAAGUUUUCAUCAUCUCGUCAUACUUUUUGGUGAAUUGAUUCGAACUGGUGUUUUUUCUUACUCUCACUACUUAAGCACAUUGAUAUCUCGUGGUGACCUCCAAGCCUCACCUGUACAGCAAGAAACAUUGCAGACAGCUAUGGAUGAACAGAAGGAGGAUUUGAGUAUUGUAGCUAACUUUGGUCUUGUGCAUGGGUCACGCGAUGCUGAACUAAGCGAUGCAGCAAAGAAUCUGAACGAGUCAACAGAAGAUUUAGAGAGUCAAAUGGAUUUCAGUACGAGCCAAGAAUCUAUUGAAACACUAGACAAAAAGAACACCAGAAAGGGUGUUAAACGUCUACACUCGCUGGAUGAUAGAGGUGAAAUGAGCAGCCCAUCAAAGUACCAUUGUCGCAGUGACAGCGACACGCAGACACAAAUGGAGACACUGUUCGGUGAGUUGUCUGAUUCAGCUCCUGACAGUGUGAAAUCCGCAGAGUCUGGCCGAGGUUCACCACACAGUAGCAUUAAACGUCACUUUCACUACGCUCUCAAGUUUCCAAUCCCUGAGGAAAUGUGCUCGGAAUAUUUCUUGAAACAGCGGCUUGUUGUAUUGUUUGGAGUUGGACAAGACCGUGCGGAGGCUGCCAAGGAACUGGAUCAAGCUACAGAAGAGGUGUGCCAGCAUCUAACCCACACUGAAGACAACACAUCUAGUGCUAGUGUUGUCUAUCAAACAUCUCACGAAGAUGCAGUCAAGACUUUCGUGUCUGCAUCGCAGUUUAGUCGUUGUCGAGUGUUGCAUGCUUGUCAUGAGAAACUACUUCCUCGACAUGGAGACUCACCUGUUUCACAACGGGAACAAUACGAACGCGUAUCUGUUGAGAGUGUGGAGUUUCUCUUUGAGUUGAUGGAGCUGGCUGGAGAUGUUGUAUUGCUGUUAGAUCUUGUACAGGAGCUGCUGAUUGGUCAAGAGUUGUAUGAGAGUAGCAGUGAUGAGGCGGAAGAACCAGAGCGUUUGGCUGGUAGCGCGGUGGGUGAAGCUUCAAGUCAGAAAAACCAAGUAGCAGACAUGUAUGUGAUUGGAUCGAAGUUGGUGCCAUCAGUUCUGGGUGUGCUGUGGAAGUACAACCGUUGUGUGUUGUUGUCUCGUCGCACUACUCAGAUUGUGUUUGAAGGAUUGUUUAGAUACAUUAGACAGGUGUCUGAUCCCGCAGCAUGCAGUAAUUCUGAACGCUGUGUGUUGGUCUAUCUCAGUCAUCUCUAUAGGUCGUGUGAGCAUCUGCAGACAACAUUUAAAGGUGUGUUUGAGAAGAUUGCUGCCGACGUUGAAUCUAAUAUUUACAGCAAGGUGAAGACUGCACCAACUGAGCUGAAAUCUACUGCAGCUCAAUUUACCGACAUAUUUAGAGACACCAGAACUGCGAAAGAUCGCAUUCGGUAUCCGUUACUGAGGAAGAGUGACGAUAAUCUACACUCGUUUGUGUACCGUCUUAUGUUGGCAGUAAUUCGUGAAGACGCUCGAAACAAUAUGGCAAGUCUUGUAGAUCUGUGUGUGAAUGCUGUAUCGCAAUGUAAAGGUCUCAAGUCUCAACUACUCUGUGCCUUGAGAGCUAUGGCUUGUCCUGCAGAGAAGAAAUACGGAUACACAGAUCUGUUGGAGGCGAUGAAUUAUCGUUUGCUGACUGUCCCUCAGCAGAUUGCUGUCUUCACGUCGGUGCUUGUUGCAAGGCAAUGCUUCUCGUUAACAGACGUGCUGUCUCACGUUGUGCAGCCUUCACUCAAGUCAGCUAGAGUGCAUGGAGGGAAAGCAGAGCAAGGUGUAAGACUUACUUGCAUGCUGCUGCAAUGCCUACUAACAAAUCAACCAAGUACAAGUUCAGUUUCUGCACCCUCGGGUGGCAUCUUUCAGCCUCCACAGUUUGGAACGUCAACCACAAGUUUUGUCAUGUUGCCCUCUGAUAAACGUUGUUUGUUGGCUUCAAGAGAACUGCUAGAUCUUCCAACCAUUUUUACAAUACUAAAGAUGCUAUGGAGAUUGAGUGCUGCAUCUGGUGGCAGUCGUGUUGCAUCAAUGUCAUCUAAUAAGACUCUUACAGCUCGAACUCUGACUGAGCUUUGUAGACAGCCGUGGAUGAAGACACUAUUUUUGAGAGAUCCCGAUGCUCUUUGCAGCAAAGACAUGUUGAUGGACAUGUCACUUGUUGCAUCUGAGGCACGUUAUUUGCUUCAGUUGGUAUGUUACCCGGACGGGGAGCAUUUGGGUGGUCAGAGGGAUGAGGAGUCCCAUGAGAGCGUGGCUAGAAUUAUUGAGAACUUGAAAUUGUGGACAUUCAAUGUUUCUUGGCUGGAACUGCAACUUCUCAUACGCGAACACCGGGAUGAUGAACAGCAAUGCAAACGUGUAUUGGACUGCAUUGCACAAUGUUCUAUGGAUAUCUUUUGGUCUGAUGCCAAUUCUAGAGCGUUUUCGCAGGACAGCAAUCGUGACGUUGUGUGGCAGCUUAUUGGCGUCUCGGUGUGGCUGGUUGCACCGCUUGUAUACAAACUGGCUCCCUCUGUGCAGGGCAUGUUGCUCAGAGCAGCAGGAAGAAUCCUAGAGCGUGACCAAUGGUGGAAGCCUAACGUCGAGCGAAAAAUAGACAUCAGCAACCCACUGGCCGUUCCAUGGCAGAAACCGUUUCUAGCUUUAGUUAUGGCGAGUUUGAAUAGUCAAGAUCAAGCCAAGACUGAUUUUUUGACGUCACUCCAUAGACAGUUAACCCAGUUUCUGUCUGCUUCCGAGCGGGAAAGACAUCCUAUGGAACGUAAUGCCGCUGUGUUUGCACAGGAAGCUCUUCGGCUGAGAUUGAGUAUGGUUGGCGCCAUGUUCGAUACGCUGUUACGAAACAAAACACAAUGUGGAGAAUGGUGUGUUCUACUUAUGCAUCUCAUGACGUCUGGGACUGUAACUAGAACGAGCAAUUACGGUCAUUUGUACACCACUGUGUUUGACAUGUUGUCCACGCUGUUGGAGGAUGGACGUUUUCUGAACGAACAGGCAGCCCUUCCUACAUCCGAUGAACCGGGAAGAAAAACCUCCAUUCCCAUUAUGAAGCGACUGAAGAAGGAAGUACAUUUGUGUUUGGCAAAGCAGGUGGCUGAGGAGUGCAAGAUACUUCUACCAUUGCCCCAACGUAAAAUUAAAGUGCCAAAGGUUGAACCAUGCGAAGAACCUGGUAAGAAGACGGGACUUUGCCCACAGGGGUACCGCAUAACCGGUCAUCAAUUUAUUGAUCCUUGGGAUGUCUUGGAAGGUGCAAAGAAUUCCGGUCCUCUGUCGCUUUCUCUCUUUGGCGCAGUACGAAUGGAACGAAAAGCGCUCACGAAGUACGAGCAGCAGUUUCAGGCCGUGCGCUACAACAAAAUUCCACGCCCGUUUGUGUCUUGCAAGGUGAGACGCGUGGUUGUGGCUGACUCGUCGUCUGAAGACGAAGAAGGUAAACAACAGGUUGCAGUCAAGCAGGAACUUUUGGACGAGACCGUAUCUGAGGUGCAGAUUGCAGUAACCAAUUGCUCUGAUAUUCUAGCGAUGACAUCUAGCCCUGUGUCGGUCAGCAGUGAGAAACACUCGCCUGUCACCGGUAGGCGUACGCCUCAGUUGAUAGGACAUUGUCUUUCUAAAGGGCGUGAGACACCGAGCAAGUUGAUCGGACAUGGUCUGACUGUGAUAGGCGGAGAGGGACAAAGUCGAGUGUCAAUCAGCCGACAGUUGAGUGAACCGUUACAACAGGAUUUGCAGGGAAAGACUCAUCACGGUGUGGUAUCGGUGUCAACCAGUGGAAUGCCUCGUCCUAAGUUCCUUCCUAUCAACGAUCAACUGAACUUUGAGGAUGCGUUUGGCCUUCCUUCUCGGUCACUGCAGCUGCAAACGAGAUCACAACCGACUACACCCGUCGUAUGCCAACAGACACAGAUGCCAUUAGAUCCUCUGACGUUGCAUCAAAGUCGUUCUAAUACGGGAACACCGAUUGCUGAUAUGAUUGUGCGAGCGGCCGUUAACCGUUCUGCAGCUGCUACGGCGAGUGGAACACCAACUCGGUCUCUUGCCCCUGUCGGUGGGUUUACUAUGCAGUUGUCUGCUUCUAGACAACAGGCUGUAGUUCACCCUAUUGCACAAAGACCGGUGCAGAAGGAGCAGCAACUGCUUGUGCAACAACAGCAAAACCCUGCUAUAAACAAGCGCCCUCCUAUUCAGAUUGGGUCAUCUAGUGCUCAGACGUUUCUGACGCCGAACUCAUCCUUGAUGACAACUCUCCAGGGUGGAACUCCUAUUCGGACCAUUGCAAUUAUGGCAUCUCAACCACAGCAGCAGCAGCAAUCGCAGCAGCAGCAGCCACACCAGCAGCAACAGCAGCUUUCCAUCCAGCCACAGCAGGGUCAUCAGCAACAGAUUCUUCAAACCCAUUUGCGAAGUAUCCAACAGCGCCAUCAGCAGACAAACAUUCAUUCCAACAUUGGCACGCUGCAACUCAUGCCACCUCAAUACAGUCCAGGAGCCUCAAAUCUUGUAUCGUCCAUUGGCCAGGCAAAUUUCACGCCGAGCCUGACUCAACAAUCCAAUAAUCCUGUUGCUAGCCAAUCAAUGUUAAGACACCAACUGCUUCCUACAUCCCAGGUUUUGCGUACACAGCAACAUCCUCAAGCAUUCUCACAGAUUCAGUCUGUUCAACCUCAAACCAUGGUUGUCCAGAGAACUACCCAGGAAGGCGGCUUACAAGCCAUGCUGUCUGGUCCCCCUCUUCAGGUGUCUGCAUCUCGCUUGUCUCAAGUUCAGAUUCAACCACACCUUCAGCAACAACAACAGACUGAGACGCCACAACAGACUUUUCUUCAGUAUCAACGACAGUCACAGCAAAAUCCGCUUGCACAAUACCAAAGGCAACUGUCUGGUGGACAAGGAGGAGGAACGUCAUAGUACUGUGGGUUGAUAUAAUUUGGAGUACCUUUUGCUACUACAGAGUUUUUCCAGAUGGUGAUUAUGUUAACGUGUCUGCCAUUGAAGUGGCACAAUGCAGUCAAGCAUUGUGAGAGGUGUGAUUCAAUGUGAAGAAAAACUCACUUGAAUUAAUGGAUGCAGUAAGAUGUCCAGGGGAGUUGUUAUAGAUGUUAUGGCAUGUGUUCCUAUGGAGAUCAGCCCUUGUCCUGAUUUGAAUUUUAUUGCAGGGAUAUAGAUUUCUGAAUACCCUGUAGGAAAGCAGGUGUACAGUA